AUGGCCAACGAACAGAAAGUCAAACACAGGCUCAAAAGGAUCCGCUUCGUCCGAGACAGAGCCAAUGCCGAAGGUCUCCUAUUCUCCCCGACAUUGCUAAGCAGCUUCACCGGAACUCCAGAGGAACGAGUUCAAAUAAUGCAAGACCUCGCCACCAUCGAGCGAGAGGACGCCGAACCAGGUAGACGACAAACACAAUACGAUGAUCUCCACUCUGAAAUCCACUCCACUGUAGAACAAUCUCAGAGCAGCAUCUACCCCUUCACGCACUUCAUGCCCUCCUGGCCCUCCCUCUCCGCGCACGAGCAACAAUACGCCCGCAACACCGUCUGCGCGAUAAAUGAAGCCGCCAUCGCACCAACCCGUCCUACACGACGCGAAGCAGCUAAAAAGAGGCACGCCGCCCAACGCGCUGCUCCUCCUCUUCCGACGACGACGACGAGACCAUCAUGCGAAGAGCGGGAACUGUACAAGCGCGCUAUCCGAGAAAUCAACGUCGAUGCCCAGGGGUGGCAUUAUCGCGGGUCGAAAGUGCGGCCUUUGAGUACUGGGGUGGAUCCUUUGGAAGCGACGGACGCAGAUCGAUUGGCAAGAUUCGUGGGGACUGUAGAGCGAUUGCGAAGGGAAGGGCUAGGUGUUCCGGAAAACAUAUGGGGGUGGGGUGAGGUAGCGCCUGAGCGGAGACAUCGGGUUUGGUGGGAGUUGGAACGGAUGGAUGCUGGUGGGGAGGUGGAAGUUGAGCCGUUGACAGAGGAGCAGCGGUUGAUGAUGCUGACGAAUGAUAGGGAGGCACUGGUGGUGGCUGGGCUGGAUGCGCCUGAGAACUUGCUAAGUUGGGGUAGUAUGACGGGAGAAGAGCGAGAUCAAAUUCGUCGGGACUGGGAGAGUUUGGACGAGCAGGUUAGAAUGAUGGAUGGUAGGAAGUAG
Parastagonospora nodorum SN15 is the source of this 927-nucleotide messenger RNA. RefSeq lists its product as hypothetical. NCBI's taxonomy places the organism in Eukaryota, Fungi, Ascomycota, Dothideomycetes, Pleosporales, Phaeosphaeriaceae. The transcript has 2 exons. The record is from RefSeq and is a predicted model, not a curated record. Bases 1 to 927 code for a protein of 308 amino acids.